Pistacia vera is the source of this 2015-nucleotide messenger RNA. RefSeq names its product pentatricopeptide repeat-containing protein At1g63330-like. The record is from RefSeq and is a predicted model, not a curated record. Lineage: Eukaryota; Viridiplantae; Streptophyta; Magnoliopsida; Sapindales; Anacardiaceae. The coding region runs from base 1 to 1782 and encodes 593 amino acids. Gene Ontology annotation, molecular function: protein binding. The transcript has a single exon.
AUGUUCCUUAAAACUUCACUUAUUUCUUCCACAACAUCUUCAAAAGUUAGAUUUUUAUCUUCACUCGUUGAUCCUUCAGUUUCCAAAAAUCAACUCACAAAAUCAUUCAAACCCACCUCUGCUUUUAAACACCAUGCUCAACUUGAUAAUUUCCUCCGUGUAAACUGCAGAUCAGGUAACUUCUCUCUUGAUGAAGCUCUUUAUUUCUUCGAUUACAUGAUGCAUAUGGACGACACUCCUAUGUCAUCAUUCGGUGUGUUGUUUGCUGCAAUCGCUAAGAAAAAACAUUUUGAUCAGCUUCUUGUGCUGUACACGAGAUUCAUAUCAGCUGGGUUGUUGCCUGAUUUGAUUAUUUUGAGCAUUGUUAUUAAUUGCUUAUGCAAAAGAGGUAGGGUUUCUGAUGGUUUUAUUAUUUUUGGGAGUAUUUUUCGAAGGGGUUUUAGUCCAGAUAAUGUGACUUUUACUUCUCUGAUUCGAGGUCUUUGUAUGGAGGGUAAGAUUAAGAAGGCAACUGAAUUGUUUAGGAGAAUGGUUGGUUUUGGUUGUAGGCCUACUUCAUUUACAUAUGGGACUUUGAUUACUGGGUAUUGUCAAACAGGCAAUAUCUACGCUGCCCUUCAGUUAUUUGAAGAAAUGGUUAGUGGGAAUGGGGAAUUUGGUUUCAUUUGUAAGCCUGAUAUUGUUUGUUAUUCUAGUAUUAUUGAUGGUCUUUGUAAAUAUGGGUUAGUAGACAAGGCGAAACAACUGUUUUCAGAAAUGAAGACUAGGAGCAUUAACCCAGACGAGGUUACUUACAACUCUCUAAUUUAUGGUUUGUGUCAUACAUUUAAUUGGGAGGAGGCUAAAACUUUGUUUCUAGAAAUGUUAGAUGAAGGUGUACAGCCUAGUGUAGUGACAUUUAGUGUGCUAAUAGAUGAGCUCUGUAAGAAUGGAAAGAUGAACGAAGCCAAUGGAUUGCUCCAAGUGAUGAUUAAUAGAGGUGUUCAUCCCGACACAAUUACUUAUAACACAAUUCUGAGCGGUUAUUGCUUGGCUGGUAGAACUGAUGAUGCAAGAAAGCUAUUUGAUUCUUUGGCAAGUAAGGGGUGUAAGCCUGACGUUUUUAGCUACAAUAUUUUGAUCGAUGGCUUGUGCUUGGCAAACAAAAUUAACGAUGCUAAGGAGUUGUUUGCUUCAAUGUUAAGUAAGGGAUGCACACCUAAUGAAGUUAGUUACGGUACUCUGAUCAAUUGGUAUUGCAAGAACCGAAAAGUUGAUGAAGCUAUGUGUCUUUAUAAGGAAAUGACUUCAAAUGGAGUUCGGCCUGGAGUUGUUAUUUAUAGCACCAUGUUGACCGGUCUUUUUAUGACUGGUAAAGUUGGACAUGCACGGAAACUAUUUGGUGAGAUGAAACUUAAUAAUGUUCCCCCCAAUUUAAUUAAAUAUAAUAUUCUUAUUGAUGGGUUUUGCAAAAAUGGUUGUGUUUUGGAGGCUGUUGAACUGUUUCAUACUUUAAAAAAUGUAAACAUUCAACCUGAAAUCAGAACUUUCAAUUGUCUCAUUGAUGGGUUGUGCAAAACAGGGAGACUCAAAAUUGCGUGGGGACUAUUUCACAGAUUGCAAAAUAAAAGCUUGGUUCCAGAUGUUGUGACAUAUAACAUUAUGAUGCAUGCACUUUGUAAAGAAGGGAAAGUAGAGACGGCAAAUAAUUUGUUAUUUCAUAUGGAUCAAAACGGUUGUGCUCCAGAUUUCAUCACAUUUAAUACGCUUAUGAAUGGUUUCUUGCGGAAUAAUGAGACAUAAAAAGUGGUUGAACUUCUUCACAAAAUGAAAGAGAGAAAUAUGAAGCCGGAUGCAUCCAUAGCUUCAAUAGUUGUAGACUUACUGGUAAAGGAUAAAAAUGAUCCCGUAUGCUUAAACUUGCUUCCAUCAUUCUCUACCCAACAACCAACAGGAUGUUGAUUGUUGAGUAAUUGUAUUUCCAGUGGAGUACAGCUUAUCACGAGAGCCUUGUUAGACCUCAAAGUUUCCAUGUA